Molecule: messenger RNA, 1719 nt
Organism: Aspergillus wentii DTO 134E9
Lineage: Eukaryota; Fungi; Ascomycota; Eurotiomycetes; Eurotiales; Aspergillaceae
Product: Zn(II)2Cys6 transcription factor domain-containing protein
Exons: 2
Coding region: 1-1719 (572 amino acids)
Biological process (GO): regulation of DNA-templated transcription
Molecular function (GO): zinc ion binding; DNA-binding transcription factor activity, RNA polymerase II-specific
Source: RefSeq, a predicted model, not a curated record
AUGGGGAGAAUCGGGUUGGCCAAAUCUCGCAACGGCUGUACAACCUGCAAAACCCGCAAAGUCAAAUGUGACGAGAAGAAGCCGCAAUGUGUACGAUGUACCAGCACUGGCCGGAAAUGCGAGUACGAGGCCUCUCCUCGUUCCAGACACGCCAUAACAUCAGCACCAGCUUCUCUCUCGCUGACCCAGCCAUCAUCCGGUAUCACCCAGGUGACAUCGCAGGAGCGUCGUGCUUUCGAGUACUACUUUUAUCGAGGGGCACAAGCGAUAGGAGGUGGCCUUGAUGUCAAAUUCUGGAAGGACAUUGUGCUGCAGGUGUCGCGAUCAGAGCCGUCAGUUUGGGACGCUAUAAUUUCCAUCAGCUCGUUCUUUGAGAAUAAAACCCUCCUGCCUGGUUCGACCACGGAGGUCAAUGGAUAUCAGAAUGCCUUGAGCUGGUAUUCUCGCUCCAUGGUGAGCGUCCGCAAGAUGAUUGGGCAAAACAGGGCAAAUAAACAUGUGGCGCUUAUCACAUGUGCCCUGUACAUCUGCAUAGAAACCAUGCAGGGGCAUAUGCCGGAGGCACUGCGGUUAUAUGAGCAAGGUGUGCGUCUCAUUUCAGAGCUACGCGCAGUUCCUGUCGACUCUAAGCCAUCACUAUUGGAAGACAUUCUCGUUCCUCUGUUCUUCCGCAUGGGCACGGGCGCCUUGGCAGCGGCGGGUGUUCCUGUCCUCCAAGACCCUUUUUCGCUCGCCCUUCCCAAAGACCAUACCAAAUUUCUGGCUGCAGAUACUGCGCGCACAGCUAUUUCGUCUUUGGGAAUGGAAUUCCUUCUCUUCCGGUGGGAGGCAGAGAGCCACCUAAUCAGUGUAGGAAGUGCUGCGAAUGUGUCACCGGAUAUCAUCCUGCGACAAUGCACUCUCCUAUCUAAGCUUGAAGAGUGGAAUUGCACGUUUGCGCGGUUAAAGAAGAACAGCACCAUGCACCAGGGCAUUGUAUUCACGCUGCAGGUAUUUCAAAUCGUUCUAUUCAUUAUGCUUUCCACGGCUCUAGAACAACUGGAAACAUGUUAUACCGUAUAUUUAUCACAGUUCCGGCUUGUGGUCGAAUACGCAUCACAGGCAUUAGAGGCAGUCGUUGGCCCUGGCAGAUUCGAGGACCCAUUCACAUUCGAGCUAGGAAUGGGCCAGCCAUUAUUGUUUACGGCAAUGAAAUGCCGUGAUCCAUACGUCCGACGUGAAGCACUCUCGCUGCUUCGCAGGCUGCCCCGAGUCCAGGGAUUCUUUCAGUGCGGGCCUGGGGCAGCUCGCACAGAGCAGAUGAUACGAAUGGAGGAGAAUCCAGUGUUCGGAUUGAUGGUACGCAGAUCGGAUGUGGCGACCUUGGAGAAUCUAUCUCAAUCGGUGGGACGGCAUAUUGAACCCGAAGUCAAAGAGAUCACCAUGGACAGAUUGGCAAAUUUACCAACCGUGGAGGAACUGGUGGAGAUUGAGGAUGUUGCAGACAUCUCAUUCAACCCGACAGAGUGCGAAGAAUCAAUAUCUGAAGAAAAGCGAAUUCGCAAGCUUGUACCUGUUCAGCUGGUGUGCCAUUCAAAUGAUAAACUGUUGCUUUCUUCAGUCUCUGGCAGCACACCAAAUACACGCCCACAAACUCGACCUUUUUUCCAUUUCACGAGGAACAUGCGAGAUCCCAUCGAGGGAGUGUGGAAGGAAACCGAAUUCUUCCUCCCAAUAUAA